Messenger RNA from Didymodactylos carnosus, 3472 nucleotides. NCBI's taxonomy places the organism in Eukaryota, Metazoa, Rotifera, Eurotatoria, Philodinida, Philodinidae. The record is from the annotation of a GenBank genome assembly.
AAUCUGAAAAUCAAAUAAAAAUCAUAUGUCAACUUUUUGCAUGUUACGCACUUUCCCGGUGGGCUGACGAAUAGGUUAGGUCCAGAAAUACUUUAUGCGAAAAGCGUAUUAUUGUAAACCUAUAAAUCAGCGAUUUUGUCUGACGAAUUUAGUAUAUUUUGAAAGUUUUUUUUCCGUUUUUUCUCUUUAAUUGUCAUAUUUCACGGAAAUACUAACAGUCUGAUUUAGAGUGACGGACUACUAAUCUGUAAGACAUCUGAUCAAUCCCUACAUUUGACGUUAUUACCCUUUUGUCUUUCUUUGCUGUUGACAGUUUACUGGCAAUUAACUGCCUAAAAACCGUCUAUUUUACGUAGACCGUUUUACCACCAUAAGGUAGUUCAAACUGCCUAUUUACAGCCAGUAAACUAUAUUUUAACGGUCAUGCUUCUCGUGAAAAUUCGAUAUAUGAGAACCGGGUUUACUGGCAGUUUUUAGGUAGUUGAAAAACCACCUUUUUACGGUGGUAAAACCAUACCAUCUAAACCAUCAAAAGACCACCUAGAAACUGUCUGAACGGUCUUAAAACAGCUAGUAAACUAACUCCCAACUGACAGUUAACUUGGCAGUUUUCAAUACCCUGGAUAAUACGGUUUCAUCUUUUGUCUUCUCGGUACGCAGUUAGUAUAGCUUUUUAUACUCUUGGUAUAAUCAUCCUAAAGAUUUUUUAAAAGUCCUUCCGUACCUCCGAGUUGAAGUUUUAUACUCGAAAAGCCUUGAUUUUGACCUAUUUUUUAGUAGUAUAUUCAUCUAAAAAGACAGCAUCAAUUUUCGUUACUCCUUUAUAUUAGUGUACACUAUUCCCAAUACCAUCUCUCGAUUAAUGUAGAUUAGUUUCACCAUUUUAGCCCACACGAGGCUGCCCUAACAAGGUUUUCUAGUUGGAUCAGGGAGGAAGGGCAGACUAAGAAGAGUUUGAUCAGUAGAAAACCGAUACUUUUUAUUUUAGCCUCGCAAGAAUUUCCUUGUACAAACAUAACACAUCAGUCAGUAACAGCUUCCACCAAACAUGAUGACAAGAUGAUAUCUGCUCAUGGAUUUUCUAUAAAUCAGAGAUUACGUGACAUGCAGCUGGAAUAUUGCAUAAUGGCAAAACAAAAGGUGCUAAACUGACUUGAUGUCUUUUUUUUUAAAAGUAACAACGAAGCUUCUAAAUUUUGUUUAAAACUUUCAUCUUUUGUCUUCUACCUAGCCAGAUAACAAUGUGACAGUCCGAACAAAUUUUAAUCCAGAUUCUGAACAGGAUGGACAAUCCAUUUGGCUUGAUUUUGCUGACGAUGGAAAGUUAAAAGAAACAGAAAGAGAAUCUAUAUCAACUCCCGGAGUAUUAGGAAGCGCAAGUUGUGUUUGUGUUCAUACCACUGUUGAACCUCGCUGUAUGAAAGAAACAGAAUUUGUGUUAGCUUGGCAUAUGCCAGUAAUCAAAUUUGGUUUAGCUCAACAAUUAUAUAAACGCACAUUACCUGCUUGGUAUAGAAGUACAUUGUUUAAUGAACUAUAUUUUGUGAGUGAUGGCGGAACAGUUUGGUUGGAUGUUAGUGAUGUUGUUGACGAUACUUUAGCAGUACACAUCCGAAAGUAUGGCCGUUUUGCAUAUUUAGAAGGACACGAAUACAGGAUGUAUAAUACAUACGAUGUUCACUUUUAUGCGUCGUUUGCUCUUAUUCAGUUGUGGCCUGAACUUGAGCUUAGUAUUCAAUAUGAUUUUGCUUCAACGAUUCCGAAAGAAACGUUGGAUACUCGACUAUAUUUAUUUGAGGGAAAUAUGUCAUCUGUUAAAUCAAUUAAUUGUGUUCCCCAUGAUCUGGGUGAUCCAGAUAGUUUCAGCUCAUUAUCAAGCCCAUUGAAUUUGAAUGAACGGCCACCAGUGCAUACGUCAACACCAUUAUGUUCAGAAAAUCCACAAUCAAUUUCUAUAUCAAAACAAAAAAAUUCUCCCACUGGCCUUCAUCGAGAGCAGGCCAUUAUAUCGCAAACUGCUCUAGAUAAUAUACAUAAAUUAAAUCAAGACUUUUGUAUACUUGGUUUAAUCGAUUUUGUUGAUAAUGAAGUAAAUAUUGAAAAGACAAUUGAAUAUAGUCGAAAAUUAAUUGAAAAUUAUAAAAAAUUAGCUGAAAGUAAUCAUGAUUUGAAUGAAAAACUAAAUACAAUUGAACAAAAUCAUGACUUAACUAUAAAAGGUGAAGACUCAUUCAAACAACAAAUAGAACACAUCACUAAAGAAAAACAACGUUUUCUCGAUGAAAAUAAACAGCAUCGUCAGAAAAUAAAUGAAUUAAAUCAAGUUGUUCAACAAAAUCAAAAAGAAAUUCGUCGUUUAACGAAUUUGUAUUCUCAACAUGAAUCUAUGUAUAAACAUCAAUAUAAAACACUUGAACGUCAAAUGUUUAAGUUGAAAGACAGACUAAACACUGACAAUCCUAAUACUUCAUCCACAAUCGAUCUAUCAUGGUCAUUACAAGUAGAAGAAAAAUUACAACAAUCUUUAUCCAAGCAACGUGAAUAUUUAUUACAGAAAAUAAUCCAUGAUUUUGAUCAAAAACAUCGUCUAUUCAUGCUAGAAAAUGAACAACUGAGACAAUGUUUAGUUGAUAUUGAAAAAAGAUUAACAAAAAUUGUUAAUAUUGCAAAUAAUAAUUAUGUACUUCAACAAAAAUCAUCCAAGUUGAACGAUACAUGGACUGCAGAUAAUAAUGAAAUAGCGAUCAACAUUGAGGAUGAUGAAUUAUUUGAAAAUAAUUUACAAAAUCUUCCGUGCGAUGCUAUUAAUGAAAUUGUUCGAAAUCAUUUUGAAACACUCUAUCAUCAAUUAGAAAAACUUUUAUCAACGAAACAACAGCUAUACGAACCGGAAACUCGCACUGAAGAGGAAAUUUGUACUGAUAAUAAUUCACAUAGAAUCAACGAUGCAAAUUUCUUAUCCAAUAUUUCAUCGUUGAAUUCACCAUUUGAUAGACCAAAUCAUGUAUUAAAUGGAAAAAAUAAAUAUUCCAUAGACAAAGAGCGCAUCCGUUUGGAGAAUGAUAAAAGAUUAUUAUUGAUUAUGAUGAAUGAUUUUCAACAACAGCGUGAAGUUGUGAGUUCAAUGAGAUGGGAAUUUGAGUGGAGCAAACGAACCCAACCUUUGCCCAAGUUACCUGAAGGUUUUGCUCAUAAAUUAAGUAAAAAUUAUUAUUAUGAUCGUGAUGCAAGACGUUUAGUUACACCACCACAAGUAUUAUUUACAGCUCACCAAAUGCUGACCACAGGCGCUGCACAACAAAAUUUGCUGACCGACAGUGCUCAAAAAGCGCAAGCAUCGCUUGCUUCGUCAUCUUCAACUACUCAGUCUACUCCUGCUUCAGCUGGAACUGCAACAAUACCAGAGGCUGUAAAAAAUACACAAACGAGUGGUCUACGAACUCCCGGAAACCUGUUCAAUUGGGAUCAGUAA